Rhinichthys klamathensis goyatoka is the source of this 5983-nucleotide messenger RNA. It is a transcript of the gene mia3, whose product is annotated as MIA SH3 domain ER export factor 3. Gene Ontology annotation, biological process: protein secretion; endoplasmic reticulum to Golgi vesicle-mediated transport; vesicle cargo loading. Gene Ontology annotation, cellular component: endoplasmic reticulum exit site; endoplasmic reticulum membrane. Gene Ontology annotation, molecular function: protein binding. The record is from RefSeq and is a predicted model, not a curated record. Lineage: Eukaryota; Metazoa; Chordata; Actinopteri; Cypriniformes; Leuciscidae. The coding region runs from base 117 to 5939 and encodes 1940 amino acids. The transcript is spliced from 28 exons.
CUUUAAGCGCUGUGUGUGUGAAACAUGACUCCAGUCGUUUCUCCUCCUCGCUGAACUCAAGCAGCUCAAGCUCGCCUCGUAUGUGCUGACGUGUCGGCAGAUCAACAGCUGCCAGCAUGGCUGCACGAAACACACAUUUUUAUUAUGUUUUUACGCUUGUUCUUUGCGCUUGUUUUCACAUAAGCGACGCGGACCGGCGCUUCUCCGACCUGAAGCGAUGCGCCGAUGAAGAAUGUAGCAUGCUUCUCGUCAGAGGGAAGGCCGCUAAGGAUUUCGCAGGGCCGGACUGUCGGUUUCUCUCUUUCAAGAAAGGAGAGACGAUAUAUGUAUAUUAUAAACUCUCAGGGCAGAGGUCGGACAUGUGGGCUGGCAGUAUUGGAAACCACUUUGGUUAUUUCCCAAAGGACUAUCUUAAUAUAAAUCAUAUAUAUACUGAAAAAGAAUUGGAGGUACCUACAGAGGAAACCGAUUUUGUUUGCUUUGAGACUGGUUUUGAUAAAUUUGAAAUCUAUGAUAUAGAUGUACUGUUGGGAAGCACAUUGUUGAUAGAAAACGAGGAUUUAACAGAGGAAUCAACAGAACCAGCUCAGAAUGAAGAUUCAUCUCAACUGUCUUCUGUAACAGAGACCGAAUCAGUGGAGCCUCUUGAGUCGGAGUCAGUUGAUUCAGAAUCAACAUUGCCUAUUGAAUCAGAGCCAGUCGAUUCAGAAUCAACAUCGUUUCUGGAAUCAGAGUCAGUCGAUUCAGAAUCAACAUCACUUCUUGAAUUAGAGUCAGUUGGUUCAAAAUCAACAUUGCCUAUUGAAUCAGAGUCAGUCGAUUCAGAAUCAACAUCGCUUCUUGAAUCAGAGUCAGUUGGUUCAGAAUCAAUAUUGCCUAUUGAAUCAGAGCCAGUUGAUUCAAAAUCAACAUUGCCUAUUGAAUCAGAGCCAGUCGGUUCAAAAUCAACAUUGCCUCUUGAAUCAGAGUCAGUUGAUUCAAAAUCAAUAUUGCCUAUUGAAUCAGAGCCAGUUGAUUCAAAAUCAACAUUGCCUAUUGAAUCAGAGCCAGUCGGUUCAAAAUCAACAUUGCCUCUUGAAUCAGAGUCAGUUGAUUCAAAAUCAAUAUUGCCUCUUGAAUCAGAGCCAGUCGAUUCAGAAUCAACAUCGUUUCUGGAAUCAGAGUCAGUCGAUUCAGAAUCAACAUCAUUUCUUGAAUUAGAGUCAGUUGAUUCAAAAUCAACAUUGCCUAUUGAAUCAGAGUCAGUUGGUUCAGAAUCAAUAUCACUUCUUGAAUCAGAGCCAGUUGAUUCAAAAUCAACAUUGCCUAUUGAAUCAGAGCCAGUCGGGUCAAAAUCAACAUUGCCUAUUGAAUCAGAGCCAGUCGGGUCAAAAUCAACAUUGCCUCUUGAAUCAGAGUCAGUUGAUUCAAAAUCAACAUUGCCUCUUGAAUCAGAGUCAGUUGAUUCAAAAUCAACAUUGCCUAUUGAAUCAGAGCCAGUCGGGUCAAAAUCAACAUUGCCUCUUGAAUCAGAGUCAGUUGAUUCAAAAUCAACAUUGCCUAUUGAAUCAGAGCCAGUCGGGUCAAAAUCAACAUUGCCUCUUGAAUCAGAGUCAGUUGAUUCAAAAUCAACAUUGCCUAUUGAAUCAGAGUCAGUCGGUUCAGAAUCAACAUCAAUUCUUCAAUCAGAGUCGGUCGAUUCAAAAUCUGUAAAAGCUCCUGAAACUGAGACAUUACAUUUAAAAUCUACUGAGGACGACUCUGAUAUCUUUCGGCCAAAGAUGGAAAAUGUCUCAUCAAAACCAACACUGGAAACUAAAGAUGCAGUAAAAGAAGAGCUCGAAGAUAUUUCAAUAAGCCCAGAUGCCGAUGUCAUUUUAGAAGAUGUCGAAACAGAACCAUCAGAUACUGGUUAUUCUGAGCUUUUGCACAACCAAAGUGACUCUGUUUUUGAGCCUCAGGAGCCCUCACAACUUCUACUUGAAACACAAACAGCAGGUUUAGAUGCAGUACAUGAAGAACCUGCCAAAACAGAGCUACGCGAUAAAGAUAACCACUACAAAACACCAGAGAAAACACUUGAGGAUGAGGAUGAAGUGACUGAGUCCCUUCAAGAACUCACCAAAGAUUCGCUUCCAGUUGCUGAUGUCGGAGAACAAGCUGGUCUUGAGGUCAUGCAUGCACAAAGUGAUUUUGAAGAGCAAAGUGAUUUUGACGUCAAAAUUUCUCAUCUGCCACCAGACGCUAAAACUGCUUCAGAUGCACGUGAAGGCGUCCCAUCUGAACCGCCAUUAAAUGUAGACAAGAUGCAUGCAAGUGAAAACACUGAGCAACACCAUCCAAAGAUAUUAGACACAAACGAAAAGGCCAGCCUGAACAAGAAUGAAAAUGCACACAAAGACACUGCAGACGACGAUCCUCAGAAUGCUCUUACAAACAAGAUCGAAAAAGCAAAACAAUCCAUUCACAAAGAAAAUGCAACCAAAAGUAGGGAAUUAGUUUCAGAAAGCCAAGAAACUGCACCUCUACUUGACGAAACAGACGAACAGAUUGAUAAGUUGAAGAACGAACUUGUGAAUCUACCGAAAAACACACUGGAAUCUGAAGAACAAAGUCUUGAAGACGAAGAGGAAGAGGACACCGAAGAGCUUUUGGAGGAUGAGAACGCUUUUCUUUUGCUCACAGAAAACAUUAAUGAACCUAAAGAAAAUCCUCAACCUGAAAGCGAUGAUUUGGUUGUUUCCCAACCGAGCGAAAGCACAACAGAACAAGAAGAAAACAAAGAGGUUCGUCUUCCUCCCGAAGAGCCCGAAUACAGCGAUAACGUACUGAGACUCACAAUUUUACGAGAUCACUUGAAGGACGAGGAAACGGAGCGAUUGCAGAAGUAUUUCGGACUGAAGAACCUGUUUAAAAUCGAAGCCAUGUUUUCUGACCUGGAUCUUGAGAUGAAGUCCGCGAGAGAGCUGAAGACCGACACCGAGGAGAUCGAGCGAACGCUAGACCAGAUCAUGGAGUCCUCGGAGAACUCUGUUCUUGAUGCGACUGAAGACAUGUUUAAUGAAAGAGAGCGGAAAGCUCAGGAACAUGGACGGCAGAAGGAGCCAGAAAUGUAUGACGUUGAGGCUGCCAUCCUAGACGCUUUUCAGGAGAUCAUUUUCUCUUUGCGACAGAAAUAUUCAGCGGCCAGUGACAGCGUCCCACUGCUCAAGGAAGAACAACCUGCAUCUGAAACAGAUGAGAAAAUUGACUCUGAAGAGGUGAAAGGUUUGGACAGUGACAUCGAAAUGAUCGCACCUCCUGAAAUGCACGAAGAGCACAACGAAUCUGAACUGAUUCCGAAUUCUGAAUUGAAUACGAAUGAAGAUUUAUCCCACAGUAAAGACGCGGGUCUUGAAGAGGACGGAGGCCAUUUCAACAGAAAUAAAGAUGCACAAAUAGGGUUCGAGGACGCUGAGGUGAUUCAAAAGGGGCCUCAUGCUAUUUUGGAGAAGCCAGUGGACAUCGGCUUUCACUUUGAAAUGGAUCCAUCUUCAGGUUCACUGGAGUCUCCAGGUGUCUCUGACUUCCAUGACACUGAAUCAAGCAGUGAUUCCUCCAGCUCCUUGACUUCAAAUGAACUUUGGGGUUUGCUGCUUCUCAUAAAAGAAUAUCUUGGGGUGUACGGAGAAAUUGUGAUCACUGCUCUUCCAGAGGAAUGGCGACCGGGUCCCACUUUCCACGGAGUCCCCUGGGAGCCGGUGCUCGUCACAGCGGUUGUCGGGACCCUCACGAUACUGAUGUUCUUCUGGAGGACGGUGCUCGCUAUCAAAGGAAAAACCUAUCAAUUAACAGAAAAGCAGCUCAGAGACAAGAUCCAGCAGAUUCUCAGCGAGAAAUCUGAUGCUGUUAACAAGAUCACAGAAUUAAAUGACAUGAUAAAACAACGUGAAGAACAGCUGAAAAACUCUGCGAAAUCACUGAGUUCCAGCCAACAAGAAAUGAAAGGGCUGAAGAAUCAUCAGCAGAAACUGCAGAGUCAGUGGGAGGAGAUGUCUGGGAGUGUUUCACAGCUUAACCAAAAAAUUGUGGACACACAGGAAGAAAAUACAAAUCUAAAUGAAAAGAUUGCCAAAAUGCACCAGAGAAUCGAGAAAUACCAGAAAACACUGAAGAACUAUGACGAGGAGCGUGCAAAGGUUCAUGUCCUCAUGGAUGAAGCUAAACUCAGAGAAGAUGCUCUGAAGGCUCAGGUUCUGUCCUUUGAGAAGGAAAACGGCACGUUAAAGGAGCAGAAGAAAUCUCUCCUUCGAGAUGCUAAAGACUGGCAGGAGAAGCACAAGAAACUGAGCGAGGAGAUCAGGGUUUAUCACAAAUCCCAGAAAGAGCUGGAGGACUCUCUGUUGCACAAGGAAAAUGAGAUUGAUGUUUUGUCCAGCUGUAUUGCAGAGCUCAACCGUCUGGGAGCCUGUGAUCCUGCUGAACUACAGAAAGAAGAUGCUAAAAUGUCUAAUGGAGAAGAUGCUGAGAAAAAGAUGGACAUCUCGAGAGUGCGAAUCAAACAGAUGAUGGACGUCUCCAGGAUUAAAGCAACUCUCAGUGUUGUUGAAGACGAGAGGAAUCGCUUCAUGGAAAGUCUCCUCGCCGAACAGAAAUCCAGACAGGAGCUGGAGGAGCAAUAUCAGAAGGUCAUGCACGACCAGAUGAAUCUGAACAAUGAUAAAACGCAUCUGGAGAACCAGUUCAAGAGCCUGCAGCAGAGACUAGAAAUCACCACUGAACUCUACCAGCAGAAAGAAAACGCCCUGCAACAGAAAUUGACUCAGGAGGAGCUGGAGAGACGCGAGAAGGAGACGAAGCUGACGGAGGUGGACAGUAAAGCUGUGCGGUCGGAGGAGGAGCUGAGAGCUCUUAAACAGAAGAUCAAGGACAUCGAGGAGGAGAUGCAGCAGAACGAACGCUCUCUGAAGUCUGAGGUGGCGGUCCAGGAGAAGAAAGCCCAUGAGAACUGGUUGAAAGCGCGCGCCUCAGAACGAGCUCUGGUGGAGGAACGAAGAGAGUUGGCCAACCUUCGUCAGAAGCUUGUGGAGUACAGAGAUAAAAUCUCAGACAUGGAGCAAAGCAUGUUCAAACACAACUCUGGACCCACGGAUCGCCACAUGCCGCCACCGCGAAGAGGUGAUUCGUACGGGCCGUCUCCUGUGAGCGGGGGGGCUCCCUCUCCUCCUCUAAUGAUAGAGGGUCCCGGACGCCCCCCCUCUGCACCUGCAGGGCGACGGGGCGAACCGUUCGGUCCACGACCCCCGUCUGACCCUCACGGACGCUUCUCGGACCUCGGACACCCGCUGCCAUCCCGACCAGAAAUGUUUCCUCCGAUGACAUCAUCACCAUGUGCACAUGAUGGACCAAUGCAGACCGCACCGGUCACAGAGACGGCCGAGCAGGUCUCGUCUGAGCCCGUAGAGCCCCUCUCCAAGUCUCAGAGUCAGGGAUCUUUCCUGCCUUCUCCCAUCCGGGAUUCUCCGGUUCCGCCACCCAAGUCUUACGGACCCCCGAUCAUGCCGCCCAAUGGGCCGCCGCCAAUGAUGAUCCGACCGCCCAAUGGCCACCUUCCCAUGAUGCCCCCUGAGCCUCGCUUCAGACCGCCACACAUGGAUUCUUACGGCCCUCCUCCGAUUGGCCCGUAUGGACCUGUACCGCCACCUUUUGUACGAGGACCACCGUUGGGACCCCUGCCUCCACAUCCACUUGGGCCGCGCGACGUCCCGCCCGAAUUUUUUGGACCUCGAGGACUUCCCCCUCGUCCCUUCCCUCCCGGAUCAAUGAUUCCUCCUUCAUACGCAGGACGUGGUUUCCCGGGACCCGCUCCGCUGAUUCCUCACAGCUCCAGAGACGGUGACGGGAACGCCACACCAGCCAACGUCCCGCCAACGGACGGCUCCCAUCAGAACGCCGGCGGAUCCACAAUGGCUGAGCCUUGAGAGUAGUGUUGUCAAAAGAACCGACUUCGGUACCAAGUUGAUAC